Molecule: messenger RNA, 3660 nt
Organism: Cyclopterus lumpus (lumpfish)
Lineage: Eukaryota; Metazoa; Chordata; Actinopteri; Perciformes; Cyclopteridae
Gene: enc3
Product: ectodermal-neural cortex 3
Exons: 4
Coding region: 330-2099 (589 amino acids)
Molecular function (GO): protein binding
Source: RefSeq, a predicted model, not a curated record
GCUUUGCUCGUCGCUCUCCUCUCAGGCUGCGUGGCUUCCCGACAGCAAAUCCUCAACAACUAACUCACUUCUUUUUUCCUUUCUUUUUAAAUUUUUUGAAAAAACAUUGUUUAUUUGCGUGUUUACACUCGAGGCUUCACGACGCAGUCAAAUGGCUCAAUCGUUCCCCAACCCUUUCGGAUAUGACACGGGGUUGAAGUCGGAUUGCGGAUUUGUCUAAAUUGUGCCACAACUUCAAACAAAUCCACGACAGAACAAGUUCGAAGCGACAUAAAAAUUAAAAAAAGGAGCCCGGACCAGCGUUGCGCCUUUUCAAGAUCCAAGUCAAGAUGUCUGUCAGUAACCACGAAAACCGAAAGUCUCGCUCUAGUGUCGGCUCUAUGAAUAUCCAUCUCUUCCACAAGACGACCCACGCCGACAGCCUGUUGACUCAGCUCAACCUGUUACGCAAACGGAAAGUCUUCACAGAUGUCGUCCUGAAGGCCGGAAACCGAUCCUUCCCUUGCCAUCGGGCCGUCCUGGCCUCCUGUAGCCGAUACUUUGAGGCCAUGUUCAGCGGAGGGCUCAGGGAGAGUCGUGACGCCGAGGUCAACUUCCACGACUCUCUCCAUCCAGAGGUGCUGGAGCUCUUGCUCGACUACGCAUACUCGGCCCGAAUCCUCAUCAACGAGGAAAACGCGGAGUCGCUCCUGGAGGCCGGCGACAUGCUUCAGUUUCACGACAUCAGGGACGCUGCGGCCGAGUUUCUAGAAAAGAACCUCGACCAGUCAAACUGUCUGGGGAUGAUGCUGCUGUCAGAUGCUCAUCAGUGCCAGAGACUGUACGAGCUGUCGUGGAGGAUGUGCCUGGCAGACUUUGCGACUCUCUUCAGGACUGAGGACUUCCUCAGCCUGCCCAGAGACAAAGUCCAGGAGCUGAUCCUCAGCGAGGAACUGGAGGUGGAGGACGAGAGCCUGGUGUAUGAGGCUGUUAUCGACUGGGUCAAGGCCGACAUGGAGCACAGGCACAGCGAGCUGCCCGAGCUGCUGCGCUGCGUUCGCCUGGCGCUGCUCCCUGAAACCUACCUGCUGAAGAACGUUGCUUCAGAGGAGCUGGUGAUGUGCCACAAGGUGGGACGGGAGAUUGUCGAAGACGCGGUACGGUGCAAAAUGAGGAUCCUCCAGAAUGACGGUAUUGUAACGGGUUUCUGUGCCCGGCCGAGGAAAGUAAGCCAGGCACUGCUGCUGCUGGGCGGACAGACCUUCAUGUGUGAUAAAGUCUACAUGAUUGACAACAAGACUAAGGAGAUCACCCCCAAGACAGACAUCCCCAGCCCCAGGAAAGAGUGCAGCGCAUGUGCUAUUGGUUGCAAGGUUUAUGUUACCGGUGGACGUGGCUCUGAAAACGGGGCCUCCAAAGACGUCUGGGUCUACGACACAUUACACGACGAGUGGUCCAAAGCGUCACCGAUGCUGGUCGCCAGAUUUGGACACGGGUCUGCGGAGCUGGACCACAUACUGUAUGUUGUGGGAGGACACACUUCUCUUGCGGGAUCGUUCCCCGCAUCUCCAUCUGUGUCUCUCAAACAGGUAGAACAGUACGAUCCUCAGACCAAUAAAUGGACGCUGGUGGCGCCGCUCAGAGAGGGCGUGAGCAAUGCUGCAGUCGUCGGUGCUAAAAACAAACUCUUUGCCUUCGGGGGCACCAGUGUGAACAGAGACAAAUACCCCAAGGUGCAGUGCUUCGACCCUUGCGAGAACCGGUGGUCUGUGCCGGCCGCCUGUCCGCAGCUUUGGCGCUACACAGCAGCGGCCGUGGUCGGCAACCAUGUCGUGGUGAUCGGAGGCGACACUGAAUUCUCAGCCAGCUCCGCUUACCGGUUCAACAGCGAGACGUACCAGUGGUCGAAGUUUGGCGACGUGACGGCCAAAAGGAUCAGCUGUCAUGCAGUGGCGUCAGGAAACAGACUCUACGUGGUUGGGGGUUACUUUGGGGCUCAGAGGUGUAAAACGCUAGACUGCUACGAUCCCUCGUCGGACUCCUGGGACAGUGUGACCAGCGUGCCCUACUCGCUCAUUCCCACUGCCUUUGUCAGCACAUGGAAGUACCUCUCGGCGUAGAGAGAAGCACACUCAUUGAGAUAAGCAGUGGUGUCUGGUAUGCAGACGUGUUUCUCCCCUCACCGGCUGCACGGAGGAAGAGGAAGAGUUUGUGUAGUCCUGCUGUGGCUCCAUCCAGCCGGAUUCACAUGAUCGUCAGCUGCAGAGAAGCGAAGGCCUGAGUCCCAGAGACAGCCCAGAGACUGGAAGUCUGCGGCCUCUUUCCACCUGAUCUGUUUACUCGUUCUCCUUGUGUGACUUUCCCAUGUAGCCACGGGCCGGAGCUGGACUCGUUGCCAUGUUUACGGCAGGGAGCUCACAAUCCCUAUUGGACAUGCGGAGCACGGCCAAGAAGCAGGCCGACGGGCGGUGUGUGUGUGUGUGUGUGUCUGUGUGUGUGCUGGGAUUUCCAAACGUUUCUGUACGCACCUCCUGGGGCAGUGACUGUAUCGGCCCCGUACUUUACAACUGACUCAUCCAUCAUUUACCUUGUGUUUCAUCUCACCAGUUUAACAGACCUAUUAGUGACAUGUUGUUUUACAGUGAACUAAAAAGGCAAGUCGGAGUGGUUUCUCUCCCCUCCAGUCACCAGGUGAUGACUCAGGUGUCAUUUAUUUGGACCGCUGAUAGACUGAAUUAGACCUUUGUUGUGCCGGGUGUAUGGAGAAGGAGAGAAGACAUUUGGGGGAAGUGUAUGAUUUUGUGCACAGAAACAAUCUUCCUGUCUUUUUAUUUUUAGCCUUUGGACUCGGGCUUCCCUCAAUUUUGGUGAGCUAAAUUUGUAUCAUCUUUCUCGAUUUAAAAUACAUGCUGGCCAGAGAGAAUGUGACCCAUUACGGCCGAAGACGAUACGGUUCUGUUUCAAGAUGUUAUUUCAAUGUUAUUGUCCUUUUUUUUGUGUAUAUUGUGUCUCAGGGUUUUGUUUAGUUUUGCCUAUAUUUGUUCAAGGUAGGGUAACUUCUAACACGUCUGCUAACCUCUUCUUUUUUUGUGAAUGUACCAUUUUCUGAUUAACAGUUCUACAGAACUCUCUUAUUUUAGAAUACAUUCUUGCAUUGUUUUGUCAAGCGUAAAUUUAUGAUUACAUUGAAUAGCGGCGGUCGUAUUUAUACAUAUGUAUUGCCAAAACCUGAAUGGCUACUCUUUGUGCCAUUCUGGAUUUAAAUAACAAAAGCCAAGUGUGUCCAAAGUAGUUAAGAAAUACUUUCGAGCUAUGAUGUAAUGUUUUUAUUUUAUAUUUCAGGAUCUUUAAUGGAAGUCUUUUGUGUUUUACAGUUUGUAUUUUUGCUUUGUAAUGAAUUUGUAGAAGCCUUUUGAUUUGCACAUUUUGUACAACAAAAACUCUUAAUGGUCUUAAUUUUGUAUCUUUGUCUUAACCCAGCUUGGGUAGUGUGAAUAAUCUGUGUUUUUGUAGCAAAUUAUCAAGUUGUUUCUCUUUAAACAAUCUUCAUUUGCUCUGUGUGCAAGUCUGCAGUUUUCCAAUAUAUCAACCACUGAUAUAUUAAGCUAUUACUGAUGAACCAUCUGUUAACGCCAAGUUCCACAGUUCAACCCGCAUCAAUAAAUAUCUUGUUAAAACAUA